GUGAAAACAUCUUCUUGGCUUCCGGAUUUUAAAAACAUUUUAUAAAACCCGUUAAAGAAUUAUAAAACUUGUGAAACAAUUUUUACUACAGCGUAUGCUGUAUUCCUUUAUGGUUCUUUGAAUCCAUUGUUUCGCAAGCUUCAUCAAAUUUCUUUGCUUGGUCUUAUCUAUAAAAUAAAAUGCAGUAGAAAAUGAAGCAGUUGUUGUUAACUGUGCAUCUUCUUUUACAAGCAAUGUUUUCAAAGCUAUUAUACACCAAAAGAAUUGAGGUGUUGUUGCUGGAUAAGUUGUUUAAUGGUACUAGUUACAACAUUAAUUCAUUGCCAAGGUUACCAGGAGGUGUUGUCAACUUGACAUUUGAUGUUGCUAUACAACAAUUAAUUAAUUUGAAUGAAAAAAAAGAGGUAAUAGAAUUAUCGAUGUGGAUUCGUCAAUACUGGAAUGAUCCUUUUUUCGUUUGGAACACAAGUGAAUGGCAAGAUUUAAACAGAUUAAUUGUAUCACCAGAUAGAGUCUGGAAACCAGAUAUAAAGUUGUAUAACAACGCAGACAAAGAUUUUCAAGGAUUGGAUGUAUUUGGAAAAACUAAAGUAACAGUUUAUAGCAAUGGCAAUGUAGUAUGGCUAAUACCAACAAUUUUAAGAAGUACGUGCAAGCUUGAUAUGAGGUAUUUUCCUUUUGAUGAACAAAUUUGUCCUUUAACUUUUGGGUCAUGGGUAUACGAUCAAACUGAAGUCAAUUUUUUUUCCAAAAAAGCUCACGGAGAUUUAUCAUAUUUGUCAAAAAGUGGAGAAUUUAUAAUUGAAAAAUUAGAUGUUGUACGACAUUCGAAGCGCUGUGCGUGUUGUCAAAAUCCAUGUGUUACCUUAACUUUUAAUUUACAUCUUCAACGUCGAGGAAAGUACUAUCUGUUUAAAAUUAUUCUUCCUGGAAUUUUGAUUGCACUUCUUUCUUGUUUUUCGUUCAUUCUUCCUCCAUUAACUAGUGAACGAACAGGUUUGGUAAUAACAAAUUUACUAUCUUUGUCUGUUUACGUAUUAAACGUGGCUAAUUCUGUUCCACCAAGCUCUGAAACAUAUCCUGUUUUGGUAAAAUUCUACACUAUUUUGAUAAGUGAAAUCGGAUUUGCACUAAUCGUUAACUGCAUUAUUAUAACGCUUGAUACAAAAACCACUCAUGUGCCAAAAUGGAUAGGCGCAAUUUUUCUUCAAAACAAUUUUAAAUUUUUUAUUAUUGCUUUGAAAAACAAAGUUUUUUCAAAACUAUCCCAAAAUAGUCAGACAACCUUUCAGAAUUCAUUAUUUCAAGAUGCUGUUCAAAGAUGUUCAAAAGACACAAAAAAUAUUUUAAGUGGCUAUCCCUAUUACGAAAAAACGAAGGCAACAACAUUUUUUGAUACAAGAAGCAAUUUAGAAAAAACUUUAAUUACUGAAUCAGAUCCAAUAAAUUUUGAAAGUUUUGUUAUAAACAAAGAUUUUGAAUACCUUGAGCUAAAUGAAUAUUUGUGUGCGGAAUUCGACUGCAAUAAAACUCAGAAAGAAUGGAAAGAAGUUUUAAAAUCAAUUGACGUCUUGUUUUUUAUUUUUUUUUUUGAUUGUAAUAAUCGCAAGCAUCGUUUUUAUUUUUUCAACUGCACCCAAUGUUAACUUUUAAAGAUAAAUACUUUAUUCACUUACAAAUAUAAGAGGUUUUCAAUACACCUCUCAACACAUUAAAAGAAUUGCAUGCUAUAGGUUGAAUUCAAUUUUUAAACACCAAAUUUUCAAAGAACAACUUUAAAGGUGUCAAAAUUU
Hydra vulgaris (swiftwater hydra) is the source of this 1793-nucleotide messenger RNA. RefSeq names its product neuronal acetylcholine receptor subunit alpha-3. Gene Ontology annotation, molecular function: acetylcholine-gated monoatomic cation-selective channel activity; transmembrane signaling receptor activity. Gene Ontology annotation, biological process: chemical synaptic transmission; monoatomic ion transmembrane transport; signal transduction. Gene Ontology annotation, cellular component: plasma membrane; postsynaptic membrane; synapse. The record is from RefSeq and is a predicted model, not a curated record. Lineage: Eukaryota; Metazoa; Cnidaria; Hydrozoa; Anthoathecata; Hydridae.